GUACUGGCUGCAGUCCGGAUUUGCUCUUUUUCCUGUGUGCCAUGUAUGCUCCUAUCUGCACCAUCGACUUCCAGCAUGAGCCCAUUAAACCCUGUAAGGCAGUAUGCGAGCGGGCCAAGUCCGGCUGUGAGCCAGUGAUGAAGCGUUACAACCACAGCUGGCCCGACAGCCUGGCCUGCAGCGAGCUGCCGCUGUACGACCGCGGAGUCUGUAUCUCACCUGAGGCCAUCGUCAAGGCAGAGGGACCAGAUCCAUACUACCAGGACCCAGCCAGGUGUAAUCCAGAAUCCAGUCCAGACUUUCCAAUGGACUCCAACAACCUCCACUGCAGAGGACCAAAUGGAGAUCGCUGUAGAUGUAAGCCAGUCAAAAUGUGUCAGAAAACCUACCUGAGGAACAACUACAACUAUGUGAUCAGGGCGAGGGUAAGGGAGGUGAGGAAUCGCGGUAUGGAACCCACAGCAGUGGUGGAUGUGAAGGAGGUGCUCAAGUCUUCUCUGGUCAACAUUCCCAAGGACACACAGACACUCUACUACUCAUCCUCUUGCUUGUGUCCUCCUCUGUCUCCUGGAGAGGAGUACAUCAUUAUGGGCUACGAGAGCGAGGAGACAUCCAGGUUGCUCCUGAUUGACAGCUCCAUUGCUCAGAAGUGGAAGGACAGAAUGAGCAAGAAGGUCAAG
Messenger RNA from Morone saxatilis (striped sea-bass), 680 nucleotides. It is a transcript of the gene frzb, whose product is annotated as frizzled related protein. The record is from RefSeq and is a predicted model, not a curated record. Gene Ontology annotation, cellular component: cytoplasm. Gene Ontology annotation, biological process: non-canonical Wnt signaling pathway; canonical Wnt signaling pathway. Gene Ontology annotation, molecular function: Wnt-protein binding. NCBI's taxonomy places the organism in Eukaryota, Metazoa, Chordata, Actinopteri, Moronidae.